CAUCAGCAUCUUCCGGGGGGCGCGCGGAGAAACGCGAGGGGGACGACGGAGAAAGAGACAGGAAGAGAGAGAGAGAGAAAGCGCGCGCGCAAGGGAGAGGAGACAUACUGGUUAAAGGCUACGACAAAAAAAAAAAACCAUGAUGAUAAUGGAGUCAAGGCGGUGGAGGAUGUCGGAUUUACGGGAAAGGACUGUUGAAAUUUGACAGAGGGCUCGCGUCAAAGAGAGCGUUUCAUUUUUGAUUUUUCGUAUUCUUGGUCUUCUUCAUUUGAUUUCCACACGCUUGCGUGGACGCUAGAGAAGCGAACGGCAGAGGAACAGCAGCACCCCCACGAAUGCCUCGGAAGGUAAAAACGGGCUCUACCGCUGGCGCCACAGGCACCAUCUCAUCCCCCCCCGGAUGGUGAUAAAGGACAUCCCGAAGAAAAGCUCCGGACUGAUGGAUGAGGAGGAACAUCAGCUUUAGCCCCCCCACACCCUCACCCCCACCAUCCACCUGACGAUUGGGAAAGGAAAUAAAUCCUAUUCUGAUGGAUUUUCUUUAGAUUUUUUUCCUCUUUUUUUUCUUUUUUCUUUUUUUUUGUUAAUCAUUUAUGGUGUAGCCCCAAGGAAAAACCAGCAAUGUUGAAUCACUGGUGUUGGUAAAUUAUUCAUCAGAGGUAGAAGUAGGCUAUGAUUUUCUAUUGCUUUAAUGUAGCAUUCCUUACAUUUCAUUUUUUUAUUUUUGUAACGUAUUGUCUUCUGGGGGUCGUAUACAUAUUUUCAGGUCCCAUGAUUUUUUAGGCCCAUUCCAGAGAGAGAGAGAGAAAGAGGGAGUGAGAGAGAAAACCAAAGCGGGGGAAAAUCUUAGCGCAAAGAGAGCUUUGGGAUAUUUAUGUGUCAAAUCUGUGUGGUGGGGUUUCUACAUAUUCAUAUAAUUUUUUCUUGUAAGAGUAAAGAAAGACAGAUUAAAGGUGUAAAAGACGGGGAAAAACAGCAAACAUGUUGCCUUCCCAAGAAGCCUCCAAGAUCUACCAUGACAACUACAUGCGCAACUCCCGGGCCAUCGGGGUUCUGUGGGCCAUCUUCACCAUCUGCUUCGCCAUCGUUAACGUGGUGGUGUUCAUCCAGCCCUACUGGAUUGGCGACAGCGUCAAGACGCCGCACAUCGGCCACUUCGGCCUUUUUCACUACUGCGUGGGCAGCGUGCAGGCGUCCAGCCGGGACCUCACCUGCGUGGGCAGCUUCUCCGACUUCGGCUCCAUCCCGUCGGGAGCCUUCAAGGCCGCCUCGGUAUUCGUGCUCCUGUCCAUGGUGCUGACCCUCAGCUGCAUCGCCUGCAUGGCGCUCUUCUUCUUCUGCAACACCUCCACCGUUUACAAGACCUGUGCCUGGAUGCAGCUGCUGUGCGGAGUGUGCCUGGUGCUGGGUUGCAUGAUCUUCCCCGACGGCUGGGAUGCGGAAGUGAUCCGGGAUAUGUGUGGGGAGCAUUCAGGGAAAUACUCUCUGGGUGACUGCUCAGUACGCUGGGCCUACAUGCUGGCCAUCAUGGGCAUCCUGGACGCCCUCAUCCUCUCCUUCCUGGCCUUCGUCCUGGGAAACCGGCAGACAGACUUCUAUCUGGAUGAUCUGCAGACAGACAACAAAGAUUUUGCUGUUUCGAGGAUUGAGGUACGAGACAGAAGAGAGCCGCGAUACGGAGUGCAACGUCUUCACUGAGGGCAACAAUGGCACUGAACAACUUCUCUCUUUCUCUUCUCUAUCUCUCCGCCCUCUAUUCUUCUUUCCUAUCCAAUGAUCAGGAUAUCACCCAAUUUCAAUGCAGACACCCCGUGUAUAGGAUUGUGUAAGAUAUAAAAAAAAAAAACUACAACAAACACGAGGAUAAACUAUAUUUUGAAAAAAAAAUAUAAGGUUGUACAGUGCAUUUAACGCUCAACUUUCUCAACAAAUACCUUUAUGAUGAAAAAUAUUUACUGUAUUUAAAGUCUUGAGUUUUUUUUUGUGUGAGAACUCCGAUCCCUAAGAUGAAGAACCAUAAGGUCUGUUUUUCAGUUGUUUAUUUAAAGUGUCGCUAUUUACUGACUUUGAGUUUGUGUGGUGUGUACAUUCAAAGCAUCAAACAACAGAUAAGUGGUACUCCUCGCACAGUUACAGUCAUGACUCGCAAUAUACCAGAACGUUCCAUUACUACACAUGUAAAAAAAAAUAAAAAAUUAAAAUAAAGGGACUCAUAUGGCUCUUCAUCUAAGGAUUUUUAAAUGUGAAGAAUUUAAAGGAGUACCCCAUUGCAGCUUUACAGAAUUUAACAUCUCUGGGAGAUUCUCUACUGUACAUACUAAACAAUGUAAAUAACAUAACUGCUGACGUGAACAGCCGACGACAAAACCUCAUCUGACUCCGAUGCAUUCGAGUAUAGUAUUUCUACCCUCCGUUUCAGUGUUCCUCGUGCUGGAAGGGCAUCUGAGUAUACGUUCGGAUUUGCUGUGUUCCCACGAUUCCCCACUACUGAUUUAGUGGGAUCACACAGAUGGGAAUAACACAGACCUCAUAGCUGGAAGAUCCACAGAGAAGCAGAGCACCGUGACUCGGAAUAAAUGUGUUUGAUCACCUUUUUUUUCUCUUUUUUUUUGAGGGGGGAAAAAAGAGACACUACUCCUGCUUCAACAUGGCCUCAAAAGAAGCUGCUUAUUGUAGAUUUCCACCCUCUAGUAUGUUGUCAAUUUUACCGUUGACUUGAGCUGCAACUGUCAUGUCGAAAAAUCUUUUAUUUGUGUUUCACUUGUUUGUGUCAUCUCACAAUCCCCCUCUCUUCAGUGUGCAGUUUACUCCAGUUUAUGGUUCCAGCAUACAGUGAUCAGUUUACGCUACAGAUGUCUUAAGACUGUGUGAAUAUGACUGCUAGUGCUGGCCCCAAGUGCUGCAUUAAGGCCAUGUCACAUAUGCCUCUUUAAAACAGAAAAUCCCCGGUGGGACAACCAUCUGCUAUAAAAAAAAAAGUUUAAAAUUUAAAUAAUAAUAAAACCAGCUAGAGCAGCAAAAAGACAAAGGUAGACACUUCCUGACUUAAAAGCAUUUCAACACUUCAGUGAACACAUAGUUCUUCAUGAAUAAGGAAAAAAGGUGAAUGAGUGAAUGUGCUAAACUUGAUUUUAAAUUAUUUAUGCAAUUACUAAAGCGAUGGCUUGGAUUUUAUUUUUAAAGUGAAGUGCUGUGAAGUUAUCAGUAAUGUACCUAAAGUAAGAAAGUUUGUGUUGAUUUGAAUAUUUCUUUAUCCCAGAAAUGCUUCUAAGCCAUAAAUUCCUUUAAGUUAAUUAAUUUUCCCCUUAAAUUGUACCAAAUUUGGAAAUAAAAGGCAUUUUAGGGUUGAGCAUCAGAGCUCUGUAUGUGGGUUAGGCCAUGAAUAGCUAGCCAAGUCCUUUAUGCUAAAGCUUAUUUUGCUACUGCCUGCAGUUCAGCUUCCAUUAAGGCAUUGAAAGAUUGAAGUCUGAACAAACAAGACAUACAGAGUAUUUGUAGCUUACCAAUUUAAUACAAGGACCUCAACAACAACAGACUUGUAAGUCCUUGUUAAGCUGGAUGCCAGCUUGGUCAGACACUGCUGUGGGAUGGCAUCUGAUUCCUCAACUAGCCAUUGUCAUCAGUCAGCCAGUGUGGUUGUAUUGGUCACCCUGGUGUUAAUGGGACGCCCUGGCUGAUCCUACAGGUGCUUGCGUUGCAGGCAGACCAUUACAUCCUCUCCACUCCCAGAGUUUAAAUGUAUUUUCUGGUAAAUCUGCCUCUGGAGUACCCUGGUAAAAAACCAGCCCUUUGAGAAACAAUUGUUUCCAGGAGGCUGUGGACUCUGUUGAAGUUUUAAAUUUUAACCAUUUUCCACUGUGGAGAGAGAAAUGCUGCACUUUUAAUGCUAAUUCAAUAUUUGGGUUGGGGUUAGCCAGACUACAACUCUAAAACGGCACAGAAAAUCAAGGUUAUCAUCCACAACUUCUUCGGUUCGCUGUCUGACCCGGCAGAAACUCUACCGGAGCUGUUAGCAAGAUCUGAAUUUAGCAGAAUAGUGCAAGAAAGCAAUGGCUGGGCUAAUUCUGGAGGUAAGCAUUGACAUUUUGGAGGACAGAAUUUGAUCCCUAAGAGGGGAGAUGUGGAGAUUUUCACUGAUUUUUAAAUAGCAUUUUGAUAUGUCUCUACACUGAGAUUGCCUUUAACGAUGACAAGCCUUGGUUUUCCAGUGAGGGUCAUGCUGCCCUACACCAUACACACUGCCUCCAUCAGAAACAGACUGGCCUUGGCUGAGUAGGACAGAGAACAUUAUCAUGAGUGUGACGCAGGUCCUCAACUCUACAACAAUUUAGGGGGAAAAAAUGCCAAGAAGCAUUAUUUUAAAAAAAACAAUGACCAAACAUAAAUCUUCUUACUAACUAACCUGUUUAGUUAAUUACCUAUUGUAGACAUUAAAUUCUAUGUCAAUUUAGUUCUUAGAAAAAUAAAGAACUUAUCUGACCCACUCAAGGCUUGCAGCUAGCCUGGCGGAUUAGCCUUAGAUAACUUUAACCAUUUAAAACAACAAAAUAAACUAGUUUAAUCUGUGGGAUGCAAAGCUGCUAUAGAGGACAUUAAAUGUUACAGUUUCACAAGUUACCAUUCUCUUUUUUUCACCUAAACAAUGUGUUUCUGCGCUAAAGUUACAUUGGUUGAGGUUGUUGGAUGAGACAAUGGGACUCGUCAACUUUUUUAAGAGGGAAGUAAACCAUUACAUUUUGCAACCUGUCAUUUCAGCAACUUUAUCAAAAGAUGUGGUUCUUGCAGGUCUUACAGGUCUCAAAGUGGUUUGGGAAUGAUCCCAUUUGGUUUGAUACUUUGCCAAAGUAACUUUAGCAACUUUAGUUUGGCUACAAAAACAAGAAAUAAACAUUACUGACUUCUGAAUAUGUACCAGUUAAUAUCUACUAAUGUAGCACUGCAUCACAUGGUAUUAAGAUUUUCAGUUUGAGUUUUUUUUUUUUUAUUUAUUUUAUUUCUAAAAUUAGCUAAAGUGGGUGAAGAUCUUUCUUAAUAGCUACUAGCUAACUGCUGUUAAAGGACAUCUAUACCACAAAGGCAACAAACUGAUAACUUACAGAUCCAAGCUAUUGCUUUAUGGGGGAAAAACACAUUUUAACACAACAUUGAGGCAAACGCUGAUAAAUUAGCUCAUUUUAAACAUUUUGCAUCAAGUCCUGUUUUUCUCCCAUCAUCUUUAUUUAGGAACAUUAGUGAAACACAAGAUGAUAUUAACAAAGUAAAAUAACCUCCCUCAUUUUUAAACUUUUUACUUAAUGAUUGUUUUUCGACACUCCCAUUUUUUCGAAGUUAUUUAGAUUCAGAAAACCUGCUAGAAAUUACUUAUUUUAUUUUAAUCAGGGCCCGUGUUUGUGAGAACAACACAUUAAAUGCUAUACUAUACUUUCAUUAAUAAACAUGUUACCCAAAACAGCAGCGUGAACUUCAAACUGUGGAGGCUAUGAUGCUAGAACCGAGCUGAAGAGGCAAAUCCAAAUAAACUGUUUUACUUACCUAAAAGAGUGUUAGCUACUCACAUGACGCUGGAAAUAUUCAAAAUGGUUUUGAACAAAAAUAUCAUGUUAGAGAGUCAAACCGGCGGCAGAUUUUAUGUAGUGGAUGGUAACGACAUUUCUACCUUAAGAGAAAUUUCCAGAUUUUUAUCUUUAGUUUUGCAUUUGGCUGUGAACUUAAAGCUUUUAAAAAAUCUUUGAUGUGAUCGUGUGCUUACCUUUCUGUUAGAGCCGGUAUGAGAUCCUCAUAGUGUUUGAACCUUGAGGAAAACAAAAAUGUCAGGCAUUACACAAAAUUGAAAAAUAAAGUACAUUUUAUUUAAUGCAGAAACAAUUUAUUCUGUCAUUCCUUUAAAAAUAACUAAUUGAUUAUUAAAUUAGAAUAAUUUUCCAUUACUUUUAUUCAUUAUUUUAAAUGUGCUUUUUCAACAACAUGUUAUUCAUUUUUGACUUUCUGCUCUUUAUAGAAGAAUAUAAAUGCAAAAAUCUGAUAUUAGCUGGUUAUUUAGUAAGGAUAUCAAAUUGUAUAGAGACAUAAUAGAGACAUAAUAGAUAUGCAACUCAUAGCUCGCUAAUUGAAGUUUAAAACUGUUUAAUAGGAAUGACUGGAGAAACUCUGUUAGGUUCCAUCUGCUCGUACUGGCAGCAUUCUAAACAACCAGAUCUGUCUUUUCUGUUGUUACAAAGGCAAGGUGUACUGGGCCUUCUUUGGCUCAGGAGUGCGCAGCAACAGGUGGGGAAGGGGGAGUGUUGUGCAAUUCUAUUCUCCAUACAGCCAGACUAAACUUACAAUGGUCUGGUAGUUUCUCAGCCUUAAACUUUUAACGCCAGUGUAAUGAAACAUGUUAGUAGUUUGUGAAACUGGUUAAUCCCGAAUCACAAGUUGGUUCUCUUGCUGAAUCAACAGUUGAUGUGGCUUCAAAUGUUGAACUUUUCUGAAAUCUAGAAUAUGUGUUGAACUUAAGAAAUACAAGCAAAUGACUUCUUUUUAUUACCUCCAUGUUUUUUAGAAAGUCCAUUUGAUGGGAUUAUUGAUUCUUUAGAACCUUUGAGCUUAUUGGUCUGGAAUUUGCUAAAGAAAAAAAAAAUCCCCAAAGACCUGCAGACCACACACUGUCCUCUGGGAUUAACUGCCAGAUAUUUCCUGCGUUAUCCAUGUAGCUGUGACAUUAAACUGGUUGUUACCCUCACUGAUAGAUUUGAACAUAAACAUGAUUUCACAUCCUGGUCUAGAGACUUGAUGGGUUCCGAAUGAUCAGUUUACACAAGAACAAAGGAGGUACGGUAGUUUGUUAGUGUUCAUCAAAUGAAUGUGUCGUAAUUUGAACAAAAAGGUAUUACCUGCUUUACAUUACUGACUGCCAGCAAGAGCAUUGUUUUCUUUUGUCUAAGAUCAAUUAUUGUACCUGCUGGCCAAAUGAUGGGCUCUUUGUGCUUUAGCUGCUUCAUAUUUCUCCACUGUUUGCUGUGGUUCUGGUGACUAGCAGGAUUCUACCAUGACAAACUGUGGUUGCACAAUAUGACAAAGCAGUCCGCUGUAAUCCAGGGCACCAUGGGGGAUUUUUAUCCCUCUCAGAGGAACCCUUCAGGCUGACACACUGUAACUGAAACUCCCAAAGCUUGGCUUAAGUCAUGACAGGAAUAAAAUUAACUGUGUGCAUGGAUAAUUGUUUUAUAUGAGAAACUGACUUGCUGUAAAGGAAAAGUACAAUCAAACCAUAAACCCCCCUAAGAAGAUAAAUGAUUUUUACUGAGCUGUCAAAUAUUGACCUGGUGGUUUAUACAUUGGGCCAAAUCACAAACAGAGAACACCCUCCAUAAAGUACCUUUUACUCUUAUAACUAACUUUAAUCAAUGUCAUGAGUUGUUAGUGAAGCAUUCUUUAUUGCUUUUUUUGUUUUUUUCAGUAAGGUUUUGAAGGGUGUGUAUGAGCAGUCAAUGUCUCACUGCAGUAGAUAUUGGUUUGAGAAAUCCAUGAUUGGAGAAUAUUUGCAGACUUCCCAAAAACUGGAAAUGUUUAGAACAUUUUUAGCUUAGUGCUGCUCAGUUAACUAAGUAGUAGAAUAACAGUCAUCUUAUUUAGCCAAAAACAAAAAAAAUCCCUUCUUCUUUUCAAAGAUGGUGUAAUCUAGAGGGGUGAAAGUGUUUUAAUGAACGACUCCAACAUUUUUAGAGUGCUAUUCAGCUAAGUAGAUAAGCAAUUGCUUAGCAGUUGGCUUGGCUAGCCAAAAAAAGUUCCAUUUUUCUUUUCAAAGAUUAGCGUUACUUAGAAGUGUGAAGGUGCUUAAUAAACCAAAAACAGGGAGUUAGUUACUUGCAUAAACUUGCAUUAAUUUCCUACUCGACAUCCUGUCAUGAGUCUGAUCUGACCACUGUCUGACCACUGUCUACUCCAGUUAAGACAUCUGGAAACUGUAGUCCAUGACUGCUGACACAUUCACUGUGGGGAAAGUCCAAAACUCAGACUUUUCUCUCAUGAAGAAUUUCAACCAACCUUUAAAAGUUGACUAAUUUAUAAAUGAAGGACAAGAUGCCUACCGACUGAACCAAUUGGAUAUCGUUUCACUUGGUUCAUUUGCAGUGGAUUCCAGUGCAAUCCUUUACUAUAGAUUAAGCAGAUAGCUAGAUGUACAGUGUCUUUUUAGAAUGGUAGCUAGCUAAUUCUCAGGAAGCUGUGUACUAAGUACUGUAUUAAAGGCUCAUUAUGGAAAUUACAAACAAAACAAGUCAAAAAUAAGAGUGACUUGAUGAGGUCAUCAUUUAAUUGAUGAGUUGCUUCACUCUGGGUCUUUUGAUGAAGUGUAGACUAGAUUAGCACUGAUGAUGUUUUUCUUUCUGGGCCUUUAAGACAAUAUGAUAACAGCCCUUAUGCUGAAUCUAAUGAUGCUGUCUAUGGAGGCUCUGCACAGACCCCUGGCUUAUGUCACUCCACUGUCGUAGUGUAAAAGUGCUGGGCCCUCAUUCAAGAGACGUUUAUUUCUGUUUAACCUUGAAUUAUCUGUGCAAACAUAAAAAAAAAUAAAUGAAAAAAAAACAGACAAACAUUCGCAGUGAAACUCAACCAUUUGGUAAAGAAUACUCAUACUUGCUUUUGAUGUUUGUUUAGUUAUCUGAGCAGAAUUUGUAUACUGUUCCAUACGAAGGGCUGCGUUAAGCAGUCAGUCAUGUUUCUCCCACAUUGUAGCCUGCAUCUGUCAUUUGUUUUGGGAGGGUUUUUUUCCCACAGGCCCAGGACAUAAUUUCAUAACAUAUUAACAGUUAGAAUAUAAAGAAAACAAAACAGAGAGGCCUCUGUGGUCAUGUGAGGCUUCCGAGAAUCAGUACCUGUACGAUCGUCGUUCUGGUCUUUUUUCUGGGUACUUUGGUUCCUGAAGACUUGACAAUGAACCUAAGGGAAAAAAAAAAGAACCUUAAAAAGGAACUGAAAAUACCUUAACCCUGAUGAGCACAUAUUUGUACCACUCCAGGUGCCUCUAAGAACUCUUGAAUUAAUUCUGAUGUGGUGCAGAACCAGCAAAACAAGUAGUGGCACGGUAGUUUUUUUUUUUCUACUACAGGCUGAGCUCUGAAACGAGAUGGUUAUUUAAAGAUUUGAGGUCAAUUCAGUUUCAAACCAUGAAAUUAAAACAAAGUCGAAUUAAUUACCUCACUUUGUAUAGAACGUAGGAGUAAAAAACAUAUAUUUUUAUUUUCAAUUGUCAAUUGGACUCCAAAGCUGAAUUCGCCUCAGUCUAGAACUGUGGGAUCAUUUAAUGAUGUGAAAAAGACUGAGAGGCUGUUAAGAGUCGGUGAGAAGUAAUUUCUGAUUUCUAGCUACAAACAAAAUGUUUGUGGAUUAUGUAAAUGUCAUGGACAUGUCAAUGAUUUAUCAUCUUUUUAUCAUGCAAUAUCAUAUAUAAAGAUGUAUUGUGUGGGGCGGGAGAGAUUGGGAACAAAAAAAAGAAUAAUGUUCAGUGACUUAUGUUAGUCUAGUUGACUUUCUGUUAACUCCUGAAAUGCAGAUGUUGCCAAAAUACCAUAAACUAUCAUGUGUUAUCAUGAGAGAAAAAAGAAAAAAGAAUCAGUUUUGCUUUUGUACAACAAAAUAAUGAUAUACAGAUAUUUGUCAUGUAUUUCUGAUGAGAUCUUUGUUUUUAUGUGUUUAUCACAGACUCUUCUGUUCUGUUACGGUUUUACUUUCAAAAAUAUUUAGGUAUGAAAUAUGACGGUUCCUUGGUCUGAUGAGACCUAAAAACCCUCGAUUCAGUUUGGACUCGCUAAUGGGCCGCUGCUUUUUGAGAUCCCAAUGCCCAAAACGUUUGAAAACUAAAAAAGGAAGGAGAAGUCUGUUUCUCCAGUUGCUUGAUCGUGUACGAGUGCAGAGUCUCGAAGGGGCCUGUCGCUCGCCACGGUUAAGGGUGACAUAUUGAUUUUGAUUCGAAAAUUGUGUCUAAUUCCUAUUUGUGAAUAGUAUUCAAUCUCACAGUGAUGAGAAAUUCUGUUAUUAAAACACAUUUUGAAAAAGGUAAUUAAAGAUAUUUUACAUUCAAAA
This is a messenger RNA of Xiphophorus couchianus (Monterrey platyfish), 10062 nucleotides long. RefSeq names its product LHFPL tetraspan subfamily member 4a (gene lhfpl4a). NCBI's taxonomy places the organism in Eukaryota, Metazoa, Chordata, Actinopteri, Cyprinodontiformes, Poeciliidae. Gene Ontology annotation, molecular function: GABA receptor binding. Bases 982 to 1698 code for a protein of 238 amino acids. The transcript is spliced from 4 exons. Gene Ontology annotation, cellular component: inhibitory synapse; postsynaptic membrane; plasma membrane. The record is from RefSeq and is a predicted model, not a curated record. Gene Ontology annotation, biological process: sensory perception of sound; gamma-aminobutyric acid receptor clustering.